Messenger RNA from Candidozyma pseudohaemuli, 318 nucleotides. RefSeq lists its product as uncharacterized. The transcript is spliced from 2 exons. The record is from RefSeq and is a predicted model, not a curated record. The coding region runs from base 1 to 318 and encodes 105 amino acids. NCBI's taxonomy places the organism in Eukaryota, Fungi, Ascomycota, Pichiomycetes, Serinales, Metschnikowiaceae.
AUGGUUACGGAAGGUUACGCAUACACCCUUUUCUUCAUGUCCAACAUCAUCAACGUCUUCAAUCCGCCGCCCUCCCGCCUGCUCGGCGACGAGGAGUGCCUCGGGUGCACGGCUGUGCAGCUGGUGGUUUGUUUGGGUGGAGGAGGCUACUUUUUGCUGUCGCUUCCUUUCAAAGGCAAGAACGGCACGGUGGACUUGAGAAAACACCCGAUCUGGUUCCAGAGGGGAGUUCGUGGCGUGGGCAUUGGUCUUGUGGCCUUGGGCAUGUACCGUUUGGGCGAGGUGGUGCAGAUCUACUCGAAGCGUAACUGGCUCUAG